Molecule: messenger RNA, 6299 nt
Organism: Biomphalaria glabrata
Lineage: Eukaryota; Metazoa; Mollusca; Gastropoda; Planorbidae
Exons: 9
Coding region: 28-6075 (2015 amino acids)
Biological process (GO): proteolysis
Molecular function (GO): serine-type endopeptidase activity
Source: RefSeq, a predicted model, not a curated record
UGAUGACAUCUCUGAUGAGACUUGUUCAUGAAAUGUUUUCAUCUAACUCAUAAAAUAACAAAGCCAACACCUCUCGAAUGUAGUCAGCUCAUGCGGUCAGAUGCUUCGCUAAGAAUGAAUGUUUUUAUUGUAACCACUUUAGUAGCUCUGAUGUCGUCAUCCUGCUGGGUCUGUGACGCCAUACCCCCAACAAAGUAUUUCUACCAUGCCAAUAACAUUCCAUCCGAACUCUACGCUAACUACAUCUGCAGCAUCUUCGGACAGUCUCGACCUGACGGCUACACCGUGAAAAGCGAUACAGAAGGGGAAUCCAAUUACCGAGCGGUGUAUGAAUUUCUGAAUUCGUUCUCCAGCCCAGCUGUCCCUGUAUUAUUCGGCAGAAAGGACAGGUCUGUUCACGUGACCUUUAAACGAGAAUUCAUCAGCACACCCAUGACAAUGUUAGCCUCUGUCACUAAGUUAAAGCUGAAAAAUUCUCCUCAAGAAAACAUUGUCGAGCAACCGAAUCUGUUGACAAUAUAUGAAUGCCUUAAAAAUGCCCUAUGUUCAGGGUUAACUGCCAAGCAGUUGGAAGAUCUCCGACAGAUCCUUGAGCUAAGUCUAACAUCCUGCGACCUGAACCUUUUGGUUCAAAUUUUGUUCAGCUCUGCCGCGGACAAGGCAAUGGCGGCUAUAGACGUCAUAAAACCAUUUUUGAUCUACGAUGCUCAGCCGUCGUUGGAAGCUUUGUCUGAGAAUGACAAAAGAAAACUGUUCACUGCGAGCCUUGUCGCCACUAAUGGACAGUGUGGCUCUAGCCAGGGCCAGGCUAACCCCUGGAAGGUAGAGGACAUAGCUAGGGAUGUCUUUGCUCAGUUUCUCCCUCUGGAACUAACGAAGAAACAAAGAGAAAACGCAGAGACGGCGAUGAUUGUGUUGGGUAAAUCUAACUUGAGAAAACCUGACAUAGUCAAUAUAUUUAAACACUUUAUACAAGGUGAUUACUUCCCCUAUGAUGGUGUUGCAUGUCAAGCGCUACACAAUUUCCUGGACAGUUUAGAGAUUUGUUUAGCCAUGACACCUUCCAGCUUAAUUACAGUGAAACGAAAGUGUGAUUCAGAUUACAACAGGACACCGCUAUCAAGCCUGACUACCUCGACACAGGGCGCAACCAAAACGAGACCCGUCACUGUUACAUCAAUGAAAACUACAACAAGGCAAUCUAUAUUAGAAGCAAAUCAAAGAACUUCAAGAACUUGGCCUAGAAAGACAAAAGUACCGUUACCAAGAGGAAAACCACGGUCAGAAGCAUCACCAUCGAUACCCAAAGACUAUGAACCCAAAGACUAUGAAAUCACUCCGCCGGGACAAGAAAGCAGGUCCGCUAUGAAACCGCCUUCGAAGAAAAAGAAUUGGACGAUGAAUAAAGGUCAAAGGAGAAAGAACGACAAGUCGGUUGUAAGUUACGGACGGUUGGAGAUGAAAUCGAAAUAUCGAACUCAUCCUAAGAGUAAAGAUCACGAGACAAAUAAUAAAGUCAAUGUUAGAAAGACCGAAAAAAGUCUUCGGAAAAAACUUAGAAAAACGGAAAGAAAACAUAGAAGAAAGGAAAGAGUUCGAGCUAAAUCGUCGAAUGGCGUUACAAUUACGUCAUCACCGGAACUAACUUUCAGAAAUGGAGCAACCGCGUCGCCUACGUCUGCGCGCACAAUAAAAAAGACAACGUAUCAAGAGAAUAGGUAUAGGGGAAGAGGUCAAGGACGAAAGAGGGUUAAAGGUCAAAGAAAAACUGUAAAAAAGGGAGAACAAGCAAUUGAAAGCGUAAAUUACGGAAAUAUUAAAACAAAGCAUCAACAGAGUCAAUCAAAUAAAGAGAACUUAGCGGAAACAGCUACACCUCCCAUCACGAAGGCCCAAAAACACAAGCACGCGACAGCGAAAGAAACAACAGCCCAGACAACAUCUACACGAGUAAUUAGCAAGACGAACAAUGAUAUAUAUAAAAAGAAGGCGAAAGGUCAAAACCAGAAAAGGUUCAAAGGUCAAGUACAAAAAGAUUCUUCUAUGAAUCAAAACCAGACAGUCAAAAAGAUUUCCAACAAGGCAUCAAAAGGCCAAGGCAGGCUCAAAAAUCAAACACAAAAGAAUUUUCCCAAAAAUGAAAGAGAAGGCUAUAAAAAACAUGGAACAAAACAGAUUGAUUUAAAAAGUCAAAUUGAAAACGAAACAAAACUUCAAAAAGAAAACAAAAGAAAAGAGAAAUGGUACAAACCAAACGAGCAAGAAAAAAAUCCCAAGAAAUAUGGGAGAAAAAAUCCUUUCAAGAAACAAGGAGUCAGAACUUCGAAGGACGAAACAGCCAAAAGUUCUAAAAGUUUGUCCAAUAGUCCAACAAAAUCCACAUCCUUAACACUAACCACCAAGAGAGGAACUGUAGAACAAAAACCUUCAGAACGCCCCACACCCAGGUCAAACAAAAAGAUGUAUAAUAAAUGGGUCAAAGGUCAAAAGCAGAACGAUUACAAUAAUCAAAAGGAAAAGGGUAAAGGUCGACAUCAUACAAAAGGUCACGGGAAACAUUCAACAAAGCAGACGACUAAAAGUAAAGCUCCAACAUUUCCCAACACAUCGACGACUUCAUCACAAACCUCAAAAGCAACAAGAUUUACAUCAGCGGCUUUUAAAACAACCAAAGAUGCAACAACAGCAACAACAAAAAUACAUACCACCGCAGCGCCCAAAGUAAGCAGAACGACCAAGGAGCAUCAGAACAAGGAAUGGGGCAAAACAAAGGGAGAGUAUAAAAUAAAGUAUCAAGUAAAGAGCAAUCGAACAAGUUAUGAAAAGGAGAAACUAAUCGAUGAGAAAAGAAAACCAAAUAAAGUUACUGGGAAAACCAAACCAAACGGUAAGAAGAGGAGACUAAAGAUACAAAGGCACUCAGCGAAACCAGCAGACAUUUCGACAACAAAAUCAAGUGCCAUAACUUUUUCUAAAGGACCAGCAGAAGUGAGAAUAAAAAAUAGAACAAGCAAUAAAGUUGGUAGCAACAUUAUAUAUAGCCCAGGUGGAGGGGAAAGAAAAGGACAAGACACCAUUUCAAGGAAAGGUCAAGGUAAAUUUUCAAAGAAAGGUCAAGGUAAAUUUUCAAAGAAAGGUCAAGGCAAAAAUUUGAGGAAAGGUCAAAGGCAGAAAGAAGCCAAAGCUCAAGGAAAAUACUCCGCAAGCAUACCGGUAACAACCAAAUCAUUCAAAACAGACACUACGUCAUCAAAAACAAAUCCUAUGUUCAAAAAGACUUCAGCUCAAUCUAGUCCCAGAGCUCAAUCUAGUCCCAGAGAUCAAUCUAGUCCCAGAGCUCAAUCUAGUCCCAUAGCUAAAUCUAGAACUAAUUCAAGUGAGUCAAUUCUAGACUGGGUCAAAGAUCAUCUAGAAAAGAUAAUAUUUCAAAAACCGCCAGCAACUACAACGCUAAAAGCUCCAUCAACAUCAGCAGACCUAAGCAGUGAGAGUAAAAAACCUUUGAGUAGAACAAAGAUGAAAGAGUACAGAGAUAAGAAAGGAAAGGUUUAUAAGAAAGAGGAAAGAAAUAGGGACGAUGAAAAUAGAACAAAAACGGCAGCGUCAAUGACAUCAACAACAACGCUCGCGCCGAAGGCAACACGAACAUCAAAAGAACAAAGUAAGGCAACACGAACAUCAAAAGAACAGAGUAAGGCAACACGAACAUCAAAAGAACAGAGUAAGGCAACACGAACAUCAAAAGAACAAAGUAAGGCAACACGAACAUCAAAAGAACAGAGUAAGGCAACACGAACAUCAAAAGAACAGAGUAAGGCAACACGAACAUCAAAAGAACAAAGUAAGGCAACACGAACAUCAAAAGAACAGAGUAAGGCAACACGAACAUCAAAAGAACAGAGUAAGGCAACACGAACAUCAAAAGAACAAAGUAAGGCAACACGAACAUCAAAAGAACAGAGUAAGACAACACGAACAUCAAAAGAACAGAGUAAGGCAACAAAGGCGCUUAGUAAGAAUUGGGCUAAAGGCCAGGUAGAGAAUAAAAGAAAAAGUUAUGGCUAUAAUAAAUAUAAAACAAACAAUGAAAGAGAAAAAGCGUCAACAAGGCAAGCUCACUAUAAGACUCCAUCCAAAUCUAAAAAACAAAAAUUAGCAUCACCAGGGGUGACAACAAGUUUAACAACAACAUCAGAAGUUAAACUUGGAACAGAAAAACAACUUAAAACUAGAAUCGGGUCAAGGAAAAAUUACAAGAAAACUGUUAAAAGUAAAAGUGCCAGAAAAACUGAAAGAAUUGAUACUAAAAAGACACCUAUAACAUAUACAAAACAUUUGACAAUAACGCCGACGGCUUCAACCACAACGACAUCAGAAAUUAAACUUGGGAAAGAGAAAAAACUAAAAUAUAGAAUCGGGUCAAGGAAAGAUUACAAGAAAACUGGUAAAAGUAAAAGUGUCAGAAAAACUGAAAGAAUUGAAACUAAAAAGACACCCGUAGCAUAUACAAAACUUUUAACAAUAACACCGACGGCAUCAACCACAACGACAUCAGAAGUUAAACUUGGAACAGAAAAACAACUUAAAACUAUAAUCGGGUCAAGAAAAGAUUACAAAAGAACUGGUAAAGGUAAAAGUGUCAAAAAAACUGAAAGAAUUGAAACUAAAAAGACACCCGUAGCAUAUACAAAACAUUUAACAAUAAUGACGUUGGCAGCAACCACAACUAUAACCAAUACAAAACAGGUGUUAAAUAAUGCAUACCAGUCUAAUACAGAGUCAAAAGAACGUUUAAGGACGUCUAAAGGACGUUUCGGUGGAGAUAAAACUAAAGGUCACAAGAGAUUUCAUCCUAAAGGUCACAUCAAAACGAGUUCACCCUCAGUACCUCUAGCAACAACCACUCGUGCAACAGCUACCGCCGCGUCAAAUGAACGAAUCCAAAAUCAAGGCAGGAAGAAGGCGGCCAAAAAUUGGAGAAAAACGUCCGGAGCCAAUAAACCAAAACGUCCAGAGAAAGUUGCAAGACAAAGUCACGAGACGCAAAGAAAGACAACACAUUCAACACGGAAAAGUUCAUCAGUAAACUCAACCAGUCCUGAUACCAAACAACUAAAUCUACAAGGGGUUAAAUGGACACGAAAAAAGAGAGAGACAGCAGAGUUAGAGUUAAGCUAUAGUGAACCGGCGACUAAGUCCAGGGGUAAAAAUACAGGGAGAGGACAAACCAAACAAAGACCAACAGAAGAAAAUGAAAGUAGAGAAACAGGAGACUACGAACCAACAGCCCAGUGUGGCUUCAGUGAAACUUGCGUAAGUCCUUCAAGCUGGUGGGCAUCUGCGCUGUCUCUAGACGUCGGUGCCAACUGCGCGUGUCGGAAGCAUCCUUGGCUUGUGCGUCUAAUUGUUGACAAUAUUUAUGAAUGCACUGGGGCGAUACUAGAUGAUAGACACAUCCUUACAUCUGGGCAUUGUGUCAGCUCAGCCUAUACUAUAAUUGCCAUCGUUGGUGACUACGAUGCAAGUGUUGCCGAGGAAACGGAACAAUAUUUCCACAUAGAUAUAAUGAACGGAGUCUCUGUUCAUCCAAGUUUUGACUAUAUAGAACCAAAUAAUGAUAUCGCCAUGUUGACUUUAAGUUCGCCUAUUGAUCUGACAAAGCCUUGCGCUAGACCACUUUGUUUUGAUCCAAACUUCCAGCUCACUCCCGGACAACUUUGUAAAACAGCAGGAUGGGACCUGGACUUUGAAGGUGUGUCAACCCCCUAUAUCUUGAAGUCUGCUACUGUGGCUACCUACCUUGGAACUGAUUGCAACAGUUACGCCCCAAGUACAGUUCAUUUGACGAGCCCUACAAAACAGAUUUGUACCUUAAAGCCUGAAAACGGCAUUGAUAUUUGUAUAGUGGGUGGUGGCGGGCCUCUGUUCUGCCAGCAUGAUGAGACUAAGCAGUGGAGCUUGGUGGGCGUGAUGGCUUACAGCCAUACAUGUCUGGAGACCCGCAUGGCUAAUGUCUUCACCAACAGUUUAGUGUACGCUAGCUGGAUAGAACAUGAGAUGCAAAGAGAUCUAUAGAAAUUACAGUUGUAUAAGUCUCGUAUUGUUAAUGUCGUAGCUCAUUACAUUACUUCAUACAGAGUCAAGUCUACAGACCAUGUGUUCAGAUCAUGUGUUCAGACAAUGUGUUCAGACAAUUUGUUCAGACAAUGUGUUUUCUCUCAAUUAUUACUUUUACUCUUACAAUGAUAAUGUAACAAGCAAAAUAAAAAUAAAAAAAUACUUUUUAAAAAGAGCUUGUA